Molecule: messenger RNA, 3382 nt
Organism: Scomber scombrus (Atlantic mackerel)
Lineage: Eukaryota; Metazoa; Chordata; Actinopteri; Scombriformes; Scombridae
Gene: sucla2
Product: succinate-CoA ligase ADP-forming subunit beta
Exons: 11
Coding region: 1-1434 (477 amino acids)
Biological process (GO): tricarboxylic acid cycle; succinyl-CoA metabolic process
Cellular component (GO): mitochondrion; succinate-CoA ligase complex
Molecular function (GO): ATP binding; succinate-CoA ligase (ADP-forming) activity
Source: RefSeq, a predicted model, not a curated record
AUGCGCGUUCAUUACUCUGCUUUAGAGGGAGACAUGGCGACGUCCCUGAUCUGCGGCCGUUUGACGGCUAGCCUGAGAAAUUCAGGGGCCAGAAACACUAUCAGCUCCGCUUCCAAGGUUCUCGGUGGGUCUUCUGGUCUUUUUGGAGGCCAUGUGUCCCAGCUGCUGCCCCCCCACCAGCAGCAGCAGCAGAGGAACCUCUCUCUACAUGAGUACAUGAGCAUUGGUCUGCUGAAAGACGCCGGUAUUGCUGUGCCAGCUGGCAUGGUGGCCAGCUCCUCAGAUGAGGCCUACGCUGUGGCCAAGCAGAUAGGUACCAAGGACCUGGUGGUAAAGGCUCAGGUGCUGGCUGGUGGCAGAGGGAAGGGGACGUUUGAGGGCGGACUGAAGGGAGGAGUGAGGAUCGUCUACUCGCCAGAAGAGGCCCGAGACAUUUCAUCCCAGAUGAUUGGUCGAAAGCUGUACACCAAGCAGACCGGAGAGGCGGGUCGUAUCUGCAACCAGGUGUUUAUCUGCGAGCGCAGGUACCCACGCAGAGAGUACUACUUCGCCAUUACUAUGGAGAGGUCCUUUCAGGGCCCCGUGCUGAUUGGCAGCUCGCAGGGGGGCGUGAACAUUGAAGAUGUUGCAGCGGAAAAUCCAGACGCCAUUGUGAAGGAGCCAAUCGACAUUGUGGAGGGCAUCAAGAUAGAGCAGGCUAUCAAGGUGGCUCAGAAGAUGGGCUUCCCAGCUGCACUGAUCAACGAGGCAGCAGAGAAUAUGGUCAAACUGUACAAUGUGUUCAUGAAGUACGAUGCCUCCAUGCUCGAGAUCAACCCCAUGGUGGAGGACUCAUCAGGCAUGGUGAUGUGCAUGGACGCCAAGAUCAACUUUGACUCCAACGCAGAGUACCGCCAGAAGAAGGUGUUUGAUAUGCAGGACUGGACCCAGGAGGACCCCCGGGACCGGCAGGCUGCCAAGGCUGACCUCAACUACAUCGGCCUGGAUGGAACCAUCGGCUGCCUGGUAAAUGGAGCAGGUUUGGCUAUGGCCACCAUGGACAUUAUCAAGCUGCACGGUGGCACGCCAGCCAACUUCCUGGAUGUAGGAGGAGGAGCCACAGCCCAUCAGGUGACUGAGGCCUUCAAACUCAUCACCUCUGACAGGAAGGUUCAGGCCAUCCUGGUCAACAUCUUCGGAGGCAUCAUGAGGUGUGAUGUCAUUGCCCAGGGUAUCAUCAUGGCAGUGCUAGACCUGGACCUCAAAAUCCCCAUUGUAGUGCGGUUACAAGGGACAAGAGUGGAUGAUGCCAAAGCUCUGAUAGCUGCCAGUCCACUGAAAAUCCUGGCCUGUGAUGACCUGGAUGAAGCCGCCAAAAUGGUUGUAAAGCUUUCUGAAAUCGUCUCACUGGCUAAGGAGGCUCAAGUGGACAUCACCUUCCAGCUGCCCAUCUAAGAAACCUCCAUCCUGACGUCUGUGACCUCCUCACCCCAAACGCUUCCUCUGCCACCCACCCAGGACACACUCACAGCGGCCCGCCACCCCUCCCCCGCCCCCUACUCCAACAUCUCUGAGACACUUAGUUUUUUUUCUCUUUCCUAGUCUGUGGCAUGGUGGCAUGACUGUAUGCAGACGACCAACACAAACAGAGAGAGCAUAGCCUCCUUUUUAGUCACACUGCAGUCUCCAUUUCCUGUCUCCACCCUCACCCUCCCUCUACGUUUCCUCAAACCUACAAGCUUAUGUUGCACUUGAGUCGAUACGCACAAACCUCCACCUUCAAACCCCCCCCUCUACUCCUCUUUCACUCACCUCCACACUCUGAGAGGGAGACAUGUAGGGAACCAGUCUGUUUACUUUGGUACUUGUUGGGAGAACUUCCCUCACUCCGUCUAAAUAAAUAAAAACACUUUUUGGUUUGAUUUCAGAGUCAGACAUGAUUAAUUUUUUUCACUUGAAUUAAAAGGAAUCAUUUUUGGUCAGGAGUCAGAGUUGCUGCAGAUCAGUGCUGUUAACAAAAGCAUGGCUAGAAGGCCGAUGAACAAGCCCUCUAGUUUCAUAAAUACACACACAUAGAUUUGCAUGAGUGCCUUUUGAGUGUGUAAACAGGAAUGUAAGAAAAUAAAGAACGGACGUGUUCAUCUAUGCAGAACUUUGACACAUUUCAUCAAACAAGCUGAAGUGCUGCAAACACACAGAACUACACACUGUAAAAGAAAUGAAUGCACUGAUCUGUGGUGUCAUUGGAGGUAAUGGCCUCAAUUCUCUUCUUAAUAACAGAACAAAAAAUAACUGCAAAGCACUGACUUUGUUAAUAGUGUUGAGACAUCUUCAGAUGAUGUGCUGUUCUUCCCUGAAGGUCCCUCAGAAUCAUUUCUUGACUUGCUCGAGGCAGAAGUGUUCAUCAGCUGUGCAGCUCUGGUCAUACAGCCGUUACGUUAUAUUGUGACUGAUAAUAAAAACCCUUCUUACUGAAUGCCAGCUUAAUAUAUUCAAUGCUCUAGUGCUAUUUCAGACUAAAGGUAGAGCUGACUGAACAUUAAAUUAAUGACGCUGUGAUUUCACAUUAAAAAAAGCAGGCCCAUCUCUUUUUUGAUGCACAUAUCACUGUGCACCUUUAUGCCACCUUCUCUCUAUCAUCACAACAUUGGGAGAGGUCUGUAGACCCUGUGCUGCUGACGUGAAGCAGACUGUGUUAUGUUAGCCAGUGGGGGGGAAGUGGAUGUGAAGUGCAGGAUGAUGCUCAUGAGUUAGAACAACUGAACAGAGGAAGCUUUAAAACUGCCCCGUCUUCUGCUUUAUUGUGUGUUUGUGUGCAGGUUUACGUUGGAGGCAGCCAUUGUAGAAGUCCAAGAUUUAAACUAAACUACUGCAGCACUUAAGCUUCAUCCCCUCAGAGUGUUUCUUUUUCUUUUUUUCUUGGAUGUUGAAAGUUACAAGCUAUGGACUGUUAAUGACUGGAGACACUGGAGCUUUGUGUUUCUCUUUAUUUAUUGGGUUCUACUGUAAUCCCCUUCAAUGAAGAAGUUGCUGCUUCAGGGUUGAGCAGGAACCUCUGCAGUGGUUCCUCUGUGUUCUGAUCUGCCAUCAUGCCACACAGUGGUAGCCAUUAUGUCUCAGCUCUUUUGUUUCUGUAUGUAAUGUAAUGGCAAACCACGUGGUCUGCAGGACAGUAAGAUGACUGUAGUUUUUGUUUUUCUUCCUCCUCCUCUACUUCCACUUUUCCUCUCCUCCCUUCUCCUCCUCCUCCUUCAGCGCUCCGAACACAAGCAGACAUUGUGAGUUGUACGUCAUUUAUUAUAUCUUGUAAAUAACCAAACCGAUGUUCUCAAUCUGUAAAAUAUUUAUGCUCCCCUCAAGGAGUAUGACAAAGGAAGAAAAUAAAUAAAUACAGAGAACAUCA